Messenger RNA from Penicillium hordei, 1041 nucleotides. Its product is annotated as isopenicillin N synthase family dioxygenase. NCBI's taxonomy places the organism in Eukaryota, Fungi, Ascomycota, Eurotiomycetes, Eurotiales, Aspergillaceae. The record is from RefSeq and is a predicted model, not a curated record. The transcript has 2 exons. Gene Ontology annotation, molecular function: dioxygenase activity. The coding region runs from base 1 to 1041 and encodes 346 amino acids.
AUGACCAUUUCCGCCGAAACCAUCCCAACAGUGGAUCUCAGUCCCUGGCUGAACCCCGACGCAUCUCAAGAAGCCAAAGACACUGUGGUCAAAGCAGUUAGCAACGCCUGCUCCACCUACGGCUUUUUCAACCUUGUCGGCCAUGGAAUUCCUGAGAAAGCCCAAAACAAGAUCUUUGAAUGCAGCAAAGAAUUCUUUGAUCUUCCGCUGAACGAAAAGAUGAAGGUCUCCGUGGACAAGUCCCUGGGCAAAUCUUACCGAGGGUACGAACCGUCCAGGAUCCAAACCCAUCAAGAAGGACUGUUACCCGACACCAAAGAGGUAAGUCUACCCAAUUAUCUCCGAAGAGAAGACAAAGCAAGUGUCAACACACACAAACUAUAUUGUUUUAUUACCGGUGCAGAAACCCCCGCCGAUCAUCCGGACGUGGGCAAGUUUUCGACCGGCCCAAACCUCUGGCCAGGAACCUUGCCUUAUGAAGAUUUCCGCCAACCAGUGAUGGAGUAUCGGGCAAGAAUGCUCGAGCUCGUCGGCAUACUGAUCAAGAUCCUGGGCCAAGGACUGCCCAAGGCAUGGGGCUAUUCGCCUGAUGUUCUCAAUGGUAUCUUGAUCAACCCAUCAAUUCCGAUGAGGCUGUUGCAUUAUGCACCCGAAACGAACAUUGACCCCCGACAGUUUGGAGUUGGUGACCAUACCGACUUCGGCUGCGUCUCUAUUCUUCUUCAACAGGCAAACACGAAGGGUCUGGAAGUUUGGUACCCUUCAACCAAAACCUGGAUUCCGGUCCCGGUGGUCGAGAAUGCCUUCGUAAUCAACAUGGGUGACACGAUGCACCGGUGGACGGGCGGCCACUACCGUAGUGCUCGGCAUCGCGUUUUGAUCUCCGGAAAUCGCAGAUAUAGUGUCGCAUUCUUCCUCAACGGCAACCUCAACCUGAAGAUCAAACCCCUUGACGGUUCUGGGGAAGAGGCUAGCGUUGGUGAACAUAUCAAUUCGAGGCUGGCGCACACCCUGGGAAAUAAUGCCACGUAUCUGAAGUAG